AUGGUUUAUUUUCAAGCCAAUACUAGCGAUUUUAAGAGCGGCGCAAUGUCGAAGAAGUUCGAUCGAUACUUGGGUUAGUCGAUAAAAUAAAAUCAACAUCUUAAUUUUUAAUGCUUUUUCAGAUCUAGCCACAGACAGUACGUUGGUGGAGCCGCAUUGGGAUGCUAUUAUUGCAUGUUUCGACUCAGUUCGGGGAGGAGAAGUUUCGUAAGUUAUAACGAGUCAGGCAAUGGUGGCGAACGCGGGUGGUUGCCCACCUGUUUUUUCCAUUUGAAUGGGAAUGCUUUUUUUUCAUUUUCAAAACACUCUUAACAUGUUUCGAUCAAUUUUGAAUUUUUUUUAGUAUCACCAUUAAGAGGCGCCAAUCGUUCCGCGCUACUGCCUGAAGAUUGGGGAGAUAAAAUUAAAUCAAUUUUUAGGGCGAAACCAGCACUUUUGUCGAUUCGAAGGCGUUUACAACACGAAAAUCCGCAUGUUGUCCAGCACACACUCCUUGUAUUAGAUGCUUGUGUCAAAAAUUGCGGUAGCAGGGUGAGAAUAUAUUAGAUUCAAUUUUCAAGCCUUUGAAGCUAAAUUUUUCUUUAAAAUGUUUGAUUUUCAGAUGCACUCGGAAAUCGCGACGCGUGAGUUCAUGGAAGACUUCAAGAAUUUGGUCACGGAGAGUAAAUAUGAUGAGGUUUUUUUUUUUCUGAAAAAUAAAAUUCGAGUUAUUCCAUUCUCUUAGGUUAAAAACAAAGCGCUAGAAAUGCUCCAAUGUUGGGCGACUGCUUUCGCCAACAAACCAGAGUACAAAAUGAUCGUGGAUACGCAUAAUUUGAUGAAACUAGCCGGAUUCGAUUUUCCAUCUUUGAAAGAGGCGGACGCCAUGUUUAUGGCGCAGGUUCGUACAGUUGCUGUUGGCUUUAACUUAUCAUGAAUGAAAAGAAGCUUUCAGGUUUUUUUUUUCCAUUCCUCUCUCGAAUCUCUGAAAAUGUUUACUUUUUUUUUAGGUCGCUCCUGAAUGGGCCGACGGACCGGAAUGUUUUAGGUUAAUUUUUUUCCUAUUUUUUAAAACAAUGUCUUCUAUUUUCUGUUUUUCAGUGAAAAGUUUUUUUUUACUUGUUUUUCAGUAAGCAAUCCCUAUAAACAGUAGCGAAAAAUAGGUGAGUAUUUUUUUCUGGUUUUUAAUGUGUAAUUUUUUUUUAAACAAUCCUUUUGAUCUGAAAUUUUAACCAAAUAAAUAGAAUUCUGCUGUUGACAAUUUGAAAUAUUGGUUUGAGCAGAUUCCAAAAUGAAAAAUUCGAAAAAAUGUUUUUUUUGAAUUAGCACCGUAUUCGCAAAAAAACAUGAUCAACAAUAAAAAAAUUCAACAAAGCAGGUAGACCGGUAUUAAUGUCUUCAAAUUGAAAACACUCAAGAGAAACAGAUCUGAUACUUCGUACCAUAAUCUUUUGAUUUAAGAACCGCCUUGCAUUUUCGGGGCAAAGACUUGAUAAGUUUGACCAAUACGCCAUUUGGGAUUUUCUUUCGAACUUUUUCGAUUUUCUUCUUCAAAAUUUCAGACCAAAAAAAUCGCUUUAAAAAAAAAAUUAUGAACGAACAACAAAAAAAAAAAAACUUACCCAUUAUCGCUAUUGUAUGUAGAGAUUAGCUUCCAAUCUUAUAAAGUUCGAAAAAAACCAAACUAAUCACAACCUCAUAUUAGAGAACUUUUUGAAGAUGCCGAACGGCGUUUUCCUUCAUGACAAGGAAGCAUCAUUGCCGUGCGUGUGGACAAAUUUUCUGCGACCGUUGUAGCCAACGAGAAAUGACGUUGCCACAGUUCGGUAUUGAAAAAGAGGUCUGACCAGAGAAGAUGUUUUUAUUUUUCAAAGUAAAUAUUUUAGGUCCGCGUUUGUGAUGCUUGUUUCGAGACGCGAGUUGCCAGUGAGACCGCUAAAAAGGUUUUUUAUUUUGUUCUUUCCUCAAUUUCGAGUUUUUUCAAGCAAAAGGAAUCACAAGCACUUCUGUCCAUGAUUACGACGAAAUCCGGCAAAAAGGAGGACGUGUCGGCUGAAGAGAAAGAGAGGAUUUUGAGGGAACGCGUUAGUGUUUUCAGUCUUGAAAUGGCAAAAGAAAGUUAUCAGGAAGAAGAAGAAUUGAUGUUGGCCUUGGCGAUCAGCCAGAGUGAGGCCGAAGCGAAAGAAUCGGAGCGGAGCCAGAAUUUGUACUCGGUUUACAAUGGCUUGAAUAAUGAUCAACAGCAGGUUCGCCUUUAUUCGAGACGAAAUCGAAGAAGUGUUUUUGGACUUCUUAAAAAUCAAAAAAACAAAGUGAAUAACCUUCAAGAAACUGUUUUGAGGAAACGGCAACGGUUUCGUCAUAUAACUUGUCGGAUAAUGGUAUUUACAAGGUAAUUUGAUUUUUUCGAUGUUUUAAAACACACUCUCCGAGAAAAUCGAUAAAACCUCUUGGUACAAUAACUUUUAAGUUUUUUUUCGAAUUGAAAAUUAUCUCGCAAUCCCUAUGCAACUAUCUUAGCUUGGGUUAAGAUAGGCUCCGAUUUUAGUUUCCAAAUUUUCGAUUUAUGGUCAAGUUACUACAACAAAGAUUCGUUUUUUCAAUGAGAAGUACACAGAAAACUAUUGAAAAUAAGCAGGAUCUGUUUGAAAUAUAAAUGAUGAUAAUACUUUAUCGAAAUUCCGUAAAUUCAUUCUAAACAAGUAAGAACAUUGACAAAGUGAGGUCAUUUUACUUAGCAGUUGGGAUUUUCUAAAAAUUUGCUCAAACAUUCCGAAUUUCAAGAAGUAUCAACAUGCGAAACUUCCUCUUUUUGAUCAAGGAUACCUCAAAGCCAAAGAAAAAUCUCUAAAUCUAUUUUGAGAGUUUUCUCUCCCUUAUCUCUCGAAAACUGAAAAAUUAGGCAGGUUGAUACUUUCAGAAACUUUUUUUGGUGCAUCCAGGAGUGUUUUAGCCAAUUUUCCGGAAAAUCCCGCAAAUUAAAAUGACUUCCCGUGUGAAAUGUUCAAUUCAAAACCCAGCUCACCAAAGGUUUCAAUUUUUCAGGCCUAUAAAUCUCACGAAGGUAUACUCAAAGCUUAAAAAAAAACGAACAUAAACGAAGCAAUCUUGAAAACCUAUGUUUCUUCAAAAAUUUGCAAUUUGAAGGGAAUAGCGGCCGCAUCUGUGAUUGGGGACUCACCCGUGGAAAGUACUGCUGACGAUCCUUUGGCGCGAUAUCUCAACCGGGACUAUUGGCAGCAGAAAAAAGAUGUCACGCAGAAUAAGGUCUUUCUAAUGAGAGUUGAAAAAUGAUGUUUUCAGAAUAAUAUGUUUAGAUAAAAUUUUCAAGACUUUCUCCUUUCAGCUUCUAUUUUAAAUUGCGUUUGAACUAGUACAAAAAGGACUACAUAUAAUUUUUUUUUCAGGUUGAAGAAUGGGCCGCUUCGGCUCCACCACGCAGUGAACCUUCAAUCGCUCCAUCAGUUUGCUCCACGAUCAUGGUAGGAUUCAAUAAUCGAUUAGAAAAAAUCAAAAGAAAAACAACUGAUUUUCAAUUUCGAUUUCUUAUGGGUUUUCGGUGGUAUGAAAAAAACACCAGCGAAAAUUCGAAAUGGCAACUUUUCCGAUUUUUUCAUAUCGCUAGGGAACUUCCCGACGGCCAUCUUUCCGACGGAUAACUUUCCGACUUUUUUCCCCUCAUGUUUUUCGGUUUAUAAAUAUCCAUUAAAAAAAAUUUUUUUUUUCUAUUUGUUUGUGUUUUAAUCAUGAACCAACUACUUACUUUAUAUAGGAAGAUUUAAAACGAAGAUUUUAUCGAGAAAAAAAGUCGGAAAAAGUUUCAUCGGAAAGGUAACCGUCGGAAAGUUCCCUAGCGAUAUGAAAAAAUCGGAAAAGUCGCCGUUUGAAUUUUCGCUGGUGUUUUUUCCAUACCACCGGGUUUUCAAGGCACUUGUCUAUGAGUUUGAUUCAAUUUUUUUCUUUUGAAUCCGCACUUUUGAAGUUCAAAUAUAUAUGUCAGCAAUUGAUCAAGCCGACGUUCUUAAAAGAGGAUAUUUCGAGAAUCCUAUGGAUUCUUCAUGGUACCAGUUGUUUCUUUAGGAAAGAAGACUCUCUGAACUCAAUAAAAAACUUAACUUUACCCUUUUUCUGAGCAUUUUGAGCUGAGAUAUGUAUUUUUGAUGUUCCAAGUGCCUGGGGACUCUACCCCACCAGAUGGUUAUUCAUGGAACAGGACUCUCUGAACACGAUUAAAAAACGUAAUUUGAAUGAAUUUUUCUUUUUGCAUUUUUGAAUUUGAAGCCUUUUUUAUCAAAAUCCAGGCGCCCGACGAAGGUAUGUUGGCCGGCGAGUUCUCGUCGAUGAAUCUGAAUGUCAAUGGAAAUCCUCCUACUGAUGAUUUCAAAGCUCGUACUGAUGAUGCUCUUCGAUGGUGUGAUUCGAUACGCGAACAGGUUGGGAUUAGGUUCUUCGAGAAGUUCCUAGCAUUUUUUUCCUCUGAGAUUGUUUUUUUCGUUUUUUUUUUGAACGGAUAAAAUUAUAAGAAAACGGCCUCGAAAAGUCUUUGAAAAAAAAAUCUGAAACUGUCUUUUGAGUUCCGUAAAAGAUGUCAAAAAGUUUCUUGGAAUAUUUUUUUCAUUUUUUUUCUUUCCUAAAUCUUUCUUUUUAUAAAAGUCCUUUCAAGAACCAAAGGUUAUUUUAGGCCUUUCUGGACUUCGCCAAUGAAUAAUAAAAAAAUUUUUUUCUUUAUUAAUUUUUUUAAAAAUGAGUGCGUGUGACACGAGUUUCCUGCCAAAAGCGCCUUUCAGGUCUAGGCUAUACUAUGAUAAUGUACAGGUGACGGUGAUGGACAACCGAAUCCGGUCGAACGUUGCGAGAGGCCGGCAGGUCAUCAACGACACGGCUAUACAGGACCUGUUCUCGCGGCUCACAGAGCUCCAUUCUCAGGUCCUCAACCGAAUGCACAAUCUGGAUGAGCAGCGAGGUACAUUUCAUGUUUUAUGCCGAAUGAAAGAGAAAAUCCUAGAAUUAGAGUUGAAUUCAAUUCAAUUUAUUCAAACAUAAGAAAAAUCAGAAAGGCUCUGCUGAAUCAUGGUAGAUUUGAAGAGCUCCUUGUUGUUGUGCGCAACAGUUGAUAGUUGAAUGAAGUUGUAAAAAAAAAAAUGAAAAGGAUAAGGGCAUUAAAAAAUAUGGGUUAGGUGAAACAAGUACCGUGUUAAAGUUUUCAUUGCGCAUCGAACGGCUCUAUUCAAAACUUCACAGAUAUGAAUACUUUUAAAGAGAAAAAAAGCUAUUUUAUUUUCCCACCUUUUAAUUUUGAGUUAUUCUUCGGAUCGGUGCGAUAAAAAGAGACACAGAUAAUAAAGGAAACGCAAAUUACUGUUGGGUCAAUCAUGUUGGGUAUUUAUUUAUUAAAAAUAUAUUAUGUGGUUUCGAGGAAUAUGUACAGAAAGAGAGGUUCUAUCCCAAAAAAAUUUUCGAAUACUUUUGCUUCUUAAUUUUUUUGUUUUACUUGUUGAAAUGGCUAUUUCGAUUCUUUAUUUAUUUGUUUUAGGAUAUUACGAAUCCCUGCAAGAUCAUUUGGCGAGUAUUGGUGAGGCACGACAGGCCAUCAAUGAACUGAGGCAGGAGCAUGAACGGCAGAACCAGGUGGAAAAGAAUACUUUUCUGGCUCAAGUUCAAGGUAACGGUUCUAGGAGAGAAUGGCCGAAGAACAACGUCAGCGGCAGGCGCAGAUGCAGCUAACCUUGGAAAUGAUGAGAAUGAAGAAACAUGUUGAGCUUUUUGAGUCUGUCAGAAAAACAAAAUUAUAUAUUUUGUAGGCAAUGCUGAUGGAGCAACGGGAACAAGCGCUUCAACGUUUUCAACAGCAACAGCAAGAGAUAGCAAUGCGACGAGCUCAACAAGUUUCUUUUCAUUCUUUUUUUUUAAAAGAUAAUUCUCAUUCCAGUUCUAUCCUCCUCAAUCGGGUUUCGUGCCGCCACCGGUUCCAGGCCCUCAAGGACAAGGCCCUCAAUACUACGGUACCAUUUUUUUUUCUAAUCAGAUGAUUCUCAGUUCGAUUUUUGUUAUGGAUAAUAAUUAUAAUUUGUGAUAUAAUUUUUGGCAGUGGUAAUAAAAGUAUGGAUUUUCCAGGGUAUCCUCCGACAAAUGGUGGGAUCAAUGGUGCACCUCCAGCGCAGGCUCAAUCUUAUACAGCUCCCCAGCCGAAUUAUCCAAAUUAUCCGCAAAAUAGUGGCCCUGUGUCGGCUUCAAAUGGAGUCAAUCAGAAUGCAUAUUAUCAGCAGGACGUAAGUUUCCCAGAAAUCGCUUUCUCUAUGAAAAUUUGAGGCCCAUAAUUGACUUUAGAGACUUAUUUUUUUCAUUCACAGUUGAGAUUUUGGAGUAGUUCGAAACGUCAUUCAUAAGAUUGAUAAGAUAUUUUUAGAGCUAUUUUUUCCUUGCGCCUGAAGUAAAGUCGGACAAUUUUCCAUAUUUAUUCUUCCGCAUCAAAAUUUUCUGGAAAAACUUUCCAGGCGAAAAAUGAUGUUUUUCUCUUUAAAACUAUAGAAGUGUUCGAUUCGUCACGAAAAAAUGUUGCAGAUUUAUUUGGUUUACCCAAUAUUUAUUCAAAGAACUUUUCAUCUUUACGGGCAAAGUCCAGAAUGACCUUAAAAAAAGCUUUUGGGAAAAAGGCCUAACAGCCUCUUUUUUUUUUGACCCCUUUCAGAAAAAGAGAACAAGAAGACGAAAAAACAGAAGUUUUAGAAACCUUUUUAGAAACUCGAAAAGGAGCUCUCGAUUUUUCUCUUUGAAUUCUUUUCAAAGCCGCCCGUUUCCUUUUUCUUAGUCAGGAGUUUUGUCAAAGCAAAAUAGCAGCAGGCAAGCAACGGUCAGUCGGAGCAACAUCAUGCUCAAAACGCUCCACAACAACAACAACAACAACAACAGCAAAGCCACGUUACACUACAACAAGAUCAACAUUACGCCUUCAAAAACUAUUCGUCGCCGCCACAGCCAAGCAGUCAAUAUAAUUAUCAACCGAACCCACAACAGCAGAACUACAAUGGACAACAACAACAAUAUUAUGUUUGUUUCUUGUGCACAUUCAAUACUUAUAAUCAGUUUUUCCCGACUUGAAAGGCGAGGAAGGCGGAACGCUUAGCGUGUAUCUGGUUCUUGCAAAAAAAAAAAAAUAAUAAUAAUAAAUCUUCUACGAAUCGAUUGAUAAAAUAGAUUUUUUCAGCCGGCGGCUCAGAAAACUCAACAACAAGAGCCGGAAGUUCCACAGCAACAGCCUCCGCAGCAGUAUUACCAAGCUGCUCAAGGAUUUGUUCAAGGUUUGCGUGCAAAUCGAAAUUCGACUCUUUCAAGUUAGGAAGCUUCAGCUGACUUUUCUAAGAUUCUAUUUUCAUUCCAUUUUGAUUUUUAUUGUCAUUAUUUGAUUGAAAGUAAGCUCUUACAAACGUUAAUCAAGGCUCGAAAAAUUACAGGACAUCCGCCUGCCCAGCAACAGCAAAUGCCUGAACAACCAUUAAUUUCUUUCGACUAA
Messenger RNA from Caenorhabditis auriculariae, 7489 nucleotides. The record is from the annotation of a GenBank genome assembly. Lineage: Eukaryota; Metazoa; Nematoda; Chromadorea; Rhabditida; Rhabditidae.